Messenger RNA from Phytophthora nicotianae INRA-310, 911 nucleotides. RefSeq lists its product as hypothetical. The transcript has 2 exons. The annotation marks the transcript as partial. Lineage: Eukaryota; Oomycota; Peronosporomycetes; Peronosporales; Peronosporaceae. Gene Ontology annotation, molecular function: protein binding. Gene Ontology annotation, cellular component: intraciliary transport particle A. Gene Ontology annotation, biological process: intraciliary retrograde transport; protein localization to cilium. The record is from RefSeq and is a predicted model, not a curated record.
UGCUGGGUAUGACCAAGUAUUUUGACCUAAAGAAGACGUAUCCCCGCGCUCUUGAAUUCUGUGACGAGCUUACUGUGCAGUUCCCAUGGUUCAAGCACUCGUUGAGUGAGAAGGCCUUGGUGUUGCUCAAAAUGGGCAACUGGGACCAAUGUAUGGACAGUGUGGAGCGAGCAUUAAGUGAGAAUUCUCGUGAUAUUGAGGCGCUGCGUAUCAUGGUUCUGCUGCUUUUGUCUCGUGACGGUCGGGCCCGUGAGGCUGCCGAGCAUCGAGACUCGGAGGUCCUGCAGUGUAGCUUGGGACUGAUAGAGCACGCCAUUCAACUGAACCCUGAGAGUGGAGCUUUCCGUGCCGAGCGUGGCUACCAGCGUGCAUUACUUGGAGACUUCGCAGAAGCCAUGGAGUCCUACAAAGAAGCCUUGAAGCUUGACGAAUCCAAUGAAAUGGCGCUGCACGGGAUGAUCUACUGUCAGAUCAAGCUUGGACAACUUGAAGACGCUUCUCAACAAAUGGAAUUCCUUAGUGUUAUUCAGGAAUCCCUGGGAGCCAGUGCCAGCUUUGCGUUCCUCCAAGCGUUACUCAGCUGGGAGAAAGACCGUGACAGACCCAGACAAGUCGAGCUGCUGCAACAAACCGUGCAGGUCCAUAUGGACAAGCUUAAGGAGGCUAUCGAGGGACCUGACGUCUCCACCCACGAUACGAUGAGUCUGCUUAACCCGAUUUUUCCUGUGAAAGUGGCCACAGAAUUCUUGCAAGGGGAUACGUCUAAGCAAGGCUCCGAUGACAGCUCAGAUGCGGUUGCCAAGGGCAUGAGCAUCCUCGAGAAGCUUGUUAACAAGUCCCCCGGUUUCCUUCGAGCCCAGUUCGUGCUCGCACAGGCUUACUUUGACGCCCAGCGGCUCAGAUCGCGAUAG